AUGGCCUUUCAAAAGAGUAAUCUGCGUAAGAUUACUCCUGGUGAAGGUGUGAAUAAACCUCCCGUGAAAUCCAGUGGUGGUGCUAGUGGUGGUGGAGGAGGUGGAUUCGACCUGCUCCAGUCACUUGCCCAAGCAAUGGAGAUGAGACGUAAUCGAAUGUGUAGUAAUGAAAGUGGAGAGGAGUCUGAUGCAAAUUCUGUCCCAGGUGACGCUGGGUCAGAUGAUGAUUGGGAAACAUGA
Molecule: messenger RNA, 240 nt
Organism: Heterobilharzia americana
Lineage: Eukaryota; Metazoa; Platyhelminthes; Trematoda; Strigeidida; Schistosomatidae
Source: the annotation of a GenBank genome assembly